Molecule: messenger RNA, 1417 nt
Organism: Anopheles aquasalis
Lineage: Eukaryota; Metazoa; Arthropoda; Insecta; Diptera; Culicidae
Source: RefSeq, a predicted model, not a curated record
CAUUUUGGUGUGAAGUUUCAUGUGCAACGAACGGUAACCUGUAGCAGCAGCAGCAUCAAAGACAGUAAUAGCAACAAUGUGGAAGCUAAGCGUGCUGGUUACGCUGGCAGUCGUCGGCAGUGUGGUCAGUGUGGACAACAUUGACAUCGACAUCAAGGUCGACUCGGACUCGAAGCUGUACCAUCAGGGCAAGACGGCGGAAGGCUCGUUCAACUAUGGUUACAAUGUGCCCCGCCAGAACAACAAUCAGUUCCAGCACAAGGUGAAGGGCCCGGAUGAUGUGACAUAUGGUUGCUAUGGGUUCGUUGAUCCCAAGAAUGGAGCCCAUUUGUACCACUACGUGUCAGAUUUGAAGGGAUACCGAGUAGUGGCACCGUACAAGCCGACUACCGUGUACUCCGCGCGCGUCGCCAACAGUGUUGCCGAUAUCUACGACGCCGUGGGCAUCAAGUACGAUUGGGAGAAGCUGUACUUCCCGGACGUGUGCCGGCUGCUGCAGCGAAGCAAGGACGAGCGCAACGAUCUAUCGAUCCCACCGGAUGUGAUCAUUAACGAUGAUGGUUCGGUGUCUCGAGUGCCACCCCCUCCACCACCACCACCAUCCAAGCCGACGACCCGUGCGCCUCCACCGACUACGACAACGAGACGCCCAGCACCGACCACGACCACACCCCGACCGACACCCCGACCGACACCACGUGCCAAUCCACCGACGCAACCACCGACUCCGCGCCGUACCACUCCGGCCCCUAGACCACCACCACCUCCACCACCACCACGAACAACUCCGAGACAAGUGGUGACGAGACCGCCGGUCACUAGACCACCGAUCCCGGUAGAACCGCCACGAACAAACCCGCCACCACCACCACCACCACCAACUACUAGACGUCCACCACCGCCACCACCCACAACUACACGACGACCAGCGCCACCACCAACUACCAGACCACCUCCACCACCACCGCGACCGGUUACAAGAGCACCACCACCACCAGCCCCUCGAGUCACACCCAAACCGACCCCUCAGCCACCGAAGAACAAUGGCAACAAGUUCGUUAGUAACCGUGAUAACUUCAUCGGACAGGAAACCGGACCAACCAACCAGAUCGCAAAGCCACAGCCGGAUCUAGAGGCGGUCAGCUACGAGAUCCACGAGCUGCGAACGUUGGUGCAGAAUCUGCUGAAGCAGCUGAACCGCAACGGACCGGAUUGUGACGAUGACGGUAAGUCGCUGGGACCGGUCGAUCCGAACGCGAAGCACGUCUUCCUGCCGCUCGUCAUCGUCGAGCAACUGCCGGGUGUCAAAUCGGGUGCAGGAGGAGCUGGUGCUGGCGGUGUUGCCCUUCCGCCGGGAAGCCAGUUCGCUAUCCCGUCGGUCGGUUACGGUGUGUCGCGGUGUAACAACUGUGGUUGA